Messenger RNA from Oppia nitens, 1571 nucleotides. RefSeq names its product flotillin-2-like. The record is from RefSeq and is a predicted model, not a curated record. Gene Ontology annotation, cellular component: plasma membrane. Gene Ontology annotation, biological process: regulation of myoblast differentiation; protein localization to plasma membrane. The transcript is spliced from 4 exons. Bases 105 to 1502 code for a protein of 465 amino acids. Lineage: Eukaryota; Metazoa; Arthropoda; Arachnida; Sarcoptiformes; Oppiidae.
AUAUCAUAUAUAUACAGUAGAGAGAGUAUACCUCUAACAACACACACACACACCCACACCUACCUAUCCAUACCUAUCUCAACCAACACAACCAACAAAAAACAAUGGGAAACAUAGAGACUGUCGGUCCCAAUGAGGCACUGAUAGUAUCGGGAGGUUUGUGUACAUCAACUGAUAAACAGUUUGUUGUCGGUGGCUGGUGCUGGACCUGGUGGCUCAUAACCGAUGUCCAACGUAUGUCCCUACAAAUUAUGACCCUGAAACCCCAAUGCGAUAAUGUUGAAACAGCUCAAGGGGUACCCCUGUCCGUUACAGGGAUAGCCCAGUGCAAGAUAAUGAACGAACCGUCUUUCCUGUCCAUAGCCGCCGAACAGUUUCUCGGUAUGAGUAUACGUCAAAUACAUUUCGUACUAAAUGAGACACUGGAGGGUCAUCUGAGGUCAAUAUUAGGCACACUAACUGUCGAAGCCAUCUACCGCGACAGGGAUCAGUUUGCCCAACUGGUCCGUGAAGUGGCCAACCCGGACGUGGGUCGGAUGGGUAUUGAAAUUGUUAGCUUUACUAUUCAGGAUGUAUACGAUUGUGUGGAGUAUUUGUCAUCGUUGGGCAAAACCAGGACAGCCGAAGUCAAACGGGACGCACAAGCAGGUGUAGCAUCGGCUGAAAGGGAUGCCGGGAUCAGGGAAGCCCAUUGUAAUAAGGAGUCAAUGGAUGCCAAGUACGGGGCCAAUACUAAGAUAGAGGACGCCCAUCGGCUGUUUUCGCUGGAAAAAGCUAAAUACGAUGGAGAGGUAAACACAUUGAAAGCUGAGGCACAGUUAGCUUACGAGUUGCAAAGUGCACGUAUCCAACAGUCCAUACGUAAUGAGGAAAUGGAGAUCGAAGUCGUGGAAAGGCGUAAACAGAUUGAUAUACAGGAAAAGGAGAUCCAGAGGCGGGAAAAAGAGUUGAUGGCUCAGGUCAAGCUACCGGCCGAAGCCGAAGCCUAUCGGGUUGAGACAGUGGCCAGUGGUGCCCGUGCGGCUACCGUUUCCACUGCCCAGGCCGAGGCCCAGCGUAUCAAAUUGAUUGGUGCCGCUGAGGCCUACGGUAUUGAAGCCGUCGGCAGAGCCGAUGCCGAACGUAUGCGUAUGAAAGCCAUGGCCUACAAACACUUCGAGGACGCGGCCAUACUGUCCCUAACCCUGGAAGCCCUGCCGAAAAUUGCGGCCGAAGUUGCGGCACCGUUGGCCAAAACCGAUCAGAUUGUCCUCAUCGGCAAUAACAGUGGCCAUCAGUCAUCAAACGGUUUGGUAGACCCGUUGACACAACUAGUCUCACAAUUACCGCCCACAAUACAGGCCCUAACUGGUAUCAACUUGACGGGAACGUUAGCUAAAAUACCCGGUGCUAUACGUGAACAUACUAAUAGUAAUAGUAAUAAUAAUAAUACUAAUGUUAAGCAUAUACAUCAAACUAAUAGCAAUAAUGUUGUUGCUGCUAUUGAUGCUAUUUUUACAUAACUACCGGUGUGCUGGACAUACAGGUGCUGGACAUACACACACACACACACACACACCCACACAUAUAUG